AACUACUCAUGAAUUUCUAUUUGGAGCAUUAGCUGAGUUGUUGGACAAUGCAAGAGAUGCAGGUGCAUCAAGAAUUGAAGUUGACACAGUUCUAAAUGAUGAAGUUCAAGGUGGUUAUCUUAUAUAUUUCCUUGAUGAUGGUGAAGGAAUGGAUCCUGGUGACACUGCUAGUAUAAUAACAUUUGGUAAAUCAUCCAAAAGAGCAAUACAUUCUAAUAUGAUUGGACAAUAUGGUAAUGGCUUGAAAUCUGGUUCCAUGAGAAUAGGCAAGGAUAUGAUUUUGUUUACUAAAAAAGAUGACACAAAGAGCUGUCUUUUCAUAUCUCGAACAUUUCAUGAAGAUAAAAACAUUGAAGAAGUCAUUGUUCCAAUUCCAUCUUUUAAUGGUAGAACAAAUCAGCCUUUAUUGAAGAAUGGUGCUGAUAUUACAAAGCAUGAACAGGAGAUGGAACUCAUUUUGAAGUAUUCACCAUUUCAUUCAGAAAAAGACUUUAUGGCACAAUUUGAUAAGAUAACAGCUCCAUCUGGAACAUUAGUGGUAAUCUUUAAUUUGAAACUACUGGAUAACGGAGAACCAGAAUUAGAUAUUAAAACAGACUCCAAGGAUAUAAUUAUGGCUAAUCCUUAUAUUGGUGAGGAUGAAAUAGAGGACAGAGAUUAUCUUGAAAGGCGGUCAUUCCGAGCAUAUUCAGCAGUACUUUAUGUGGAGCCUAAGAUGAAGGUAUAUAUACGUGGUCACAAAGUACAGACUAAAAGGCUUCCAAAUAGUCUAUAUAAACCAAAGCAAUAUAGAUAUACGUCAUUGCGAUUUAAAAAAAGGUCUGAAAUUGAAGCAUCAAAAGCUGAUAAAGAAGCAAAAUGGG
Messenger RNA from Saccoglossus kowalevskii, 863 nucleotides. RefSeq names its product ATPase MORC2A-like. NCBI's taxonomy places the organism in Eukaryota, Metazoa, Hemichordata, Enteropneusta, Harrimaniidae. Gene Ontology annotation, cellular component: nucleus. The record is from RefSeq and is a predicted model, not a curated record. Gene Ontology annotation, molecular function: zinc ion binding.